AUAUAAGACAACGUGAAAAUUUUUCAAGAACGUUCCGAGUGAUCAAGUCAUAUCUCGGUGAUCAAGCACUAGAUCGCACAAUAGUUGCAUUUACAAAUCUCACUAAAAAACAAACAGAAUAUCCACAAUUCCAAGAAACUCUGCCAAGAAAUGCGGGAACUUUUGACUUCUCUACGUUUAACGAAAUUAGAAACGCGGAGGAUAGAGAAGCAGAAGCCCGUAACGCGGCAGGUGCAGGCUGUUUCAAGCUUGAUACCGAGGUCAUGCUUAUAAAUAGAAAAGUUGUUCCAAUGUCUUCGGUUCGCGUUGGAGAUCAAGUGUGCUGUGGUGCAAUAAAUGGGACGUUAAAGUUUUCGAAAGUUUAUUUAAUCGCUCAUCGUAGCUUUGAAGCUGAAACAAUAUUUUUAAAGGUUGAAUUUAGAGCGCUUGAUGGAACCGAAGGCAACUUAGAAAACUUGAUGAGAUCUGAGAGAUAUCCCAGGCUUCAAGUUCUAAUUGGCACUCGACUACUUCAAGCCUAUGUUUUAACUUGUACUAGAGAAACACAUGAAGGAUACAUUGCACUUUUUACAAUGUCUGGUACAAUCGUUGCAAACAAUGUUCUUUGUUCCUGUUACGCCGUUUGUCCACCAUAUCAAAAAAUCAUUCACUUUUUGCUUUUUCCGCUUCGGCUUUCGGCCAAAGUAUAUACUAGUAAUAAUGAAAAAUAUACUAGUAAUAAUGGAGAAGUUCACAA
This is a messenger RNA of Racocetra persica, 736 nucleotides long. The record is from the annotation of a GenBank genome assembly. NCBI's taxonomy places the organism in Eukaryota, Fungi, Glomeromycota, Glomeromycetes, Diversisporales, Gigasporaceae.